Messenger RNA from Neurospora hispaniola, 1326 nucleotides. RefSeq lists its product as uncharacterized. Bases 457 to 885 code for a protein of 142 amino acids. The transcript has 2 exons. The record is from RefSeq and is a predicted model, not a curated record. Lineage: Eukaryota; Fungi; Ascomycota; Sordariomycetes; Sordariales; Sordariaceae.
CUAUGAAACCAGAACAACUACAUUCAAUACCUCUAUGCUUCUGGACAUGAUUCUUAUGCUCACAAGUAGAUUCGCUUGCAUAGACGCGCGUAGCGACUACAGGAACAUAAAAAUUGAACGGGUUGUACUUAACUCGCUGACUAUCCCGCAGACUGUGGACAGCUUGUAGGUAAAUUCCACGCUUACGUUUCUUUCCAUUCCCUUCACACAUGGCUCGUGCCCCCGUGCGUUUUGGCCGAAAAAUGGAGAACGACCGAUCGCAAUCGUGAACUGGACGGGAGCGGCAACAAGGAAUGGGUCCAGUUUGCUUAGUCAUCCACCAGUGUUGUCACAACUGCCUUCGAUUUGACAUGAGCCGAUUCAAACUGCAGAUAGCUAAAAUUUGGUAAACAGAAAAAGCUGGUGUUGAGAUAGUAAGAAAAAUCAACAAUCAAAUCCUAUACUUUCACACCCAUCAUGUCCACCGAAGAAACCAAGGCAUCCAUCGUGGACCGCGUCAGGGCUUGGGGAUCCUCUUCCCUCCCCGGCAUGGGCCUAGCAACCCUCAUCACUGCCCUCCACUGGCGCCCCUUCCAGGCCAUGCCCAUGCUCCUCACUCCUCUCCUCAUGUUCUCGAGCUACCUCAGCGUAGCUGGCUUCAAGAUCGACAGCGCCGGCAUGACGGCCGCCUGGAGCGGCAUCUACUUCCUCCUCGCUGCCCGCCGCCGUCCCGCCGCGCUCAAGAACAAGUUUUCGGCUCGCGGCGCGGUCCGGGCUACGGCCAUGGGUCUGAGCGCAGCCAACGUGAUUGCGGGCACAUACACGUAUGUGACGGGUGAUCGCAAGGCCGAGGAGCAGGAGAGGAAGGAGAUGGACAAGUGGGGCAUGUACAGCGAUAGCGAAUGAAGAACCCCCAGGCUUAGGGACGGCUGAGAUGGUGUGGAGCAGUGCGUUCGCUGUAGUUGAGGAGAAUUGGUCUGCCAUACAGGAGCGAGUGUGCUCUGACGUGCUAUAGUGGACAGCCCGAGGAUAUUCCACUACAAGUAACUGCACAUCCAGAAGUUGCUGGAAGGUGAGGGACUAGACGGGUUUGUUGUUUGGCAGGUUUUCUUUUGGCGGGAGAAGCUGUGUGUCUGUAACAUACUGUACCAUAAAGAGCAAACAUUUUGGCGGCGUCAAGGGGUGAGAAAUGGCAGACAGGGAAUACUCGGGAAUGCGCAAAGUCACACUUCUGAAUGUGUUCGCUUUGAGCAGCAGACGCCAAAUGGGUGCUGGAUUUCCUGCUCGCUUUUCUGGGAGCUGUGAGCUUGAAUAGCGUAUAACUAAAUGCAGAAACCAUAAACAUGA